AUGAAUUUAUUUGGUAUAAUUAUUUUUUUACAGACGCUCCUAUUUGCAACCGCAAGUUAUGCCCCCCAAAAAGUCAACUGUCCAGCCAAUAGUCAAUUAACAAGAUCCUCAAAUGGUUCCCUGCUCAGUCCUCAAGAACAAACCUACAUCACCAAUCGUCUAGCCGUCGCCAAGCAACACUUAUACACUUUCUUAAUCAAUGCCAAUCUCCAAGAUUUUGACGUGAAUUCAUUCUUAAACCAAAGUCAACCUACAAUUGGCCCUGCAUUUAGUGGUGGGGGUUAUAGAUCUAUGUUAAUCGGCGCUGGAGGGAUUGCUGCUAUGGAUGAACGCACUCCUUCCAAUGGACCUAAUAUCAAGGGAUUACUUCAAUCUUCCACUUAUUUAGCUGGUCUUUCUGGAGGUGCGUGGUUAGUUGGUACACUUGCAACUAAUAACCUACUAUCAAUUGGAGAUUUAAUUGCCGGAGGGAAAUUAUGGGAAUUGAGUUCUAUAUUGGAUUAUUAUGGAUCAAAUUUUAUUAAGAAUCAAUUAAUGUGGGCUACUAUUGCUGUUCAAUGUUUAGCGAAAAAAGAGGCUGGGUUUGAUAUCACGAUUACUGAUCCUUGGGGUAGAGCGUUAUCAUAUCAGUUUUUGGCAACAUUUAGUAAUAAUGGAGAUUCUCAAAAAUGGUCAGAUAUUGGAAAAACAUCAUCUUUCCAAAGUUAUGAAAUGCCAUUUCCUUUACUUGUCGCUGAUGGUCGUGUCCCUGAUUCUGUGAUUACCAAUUUAAAUUCUACCGUAUUUGAAUUAACUCCAUACGAGGUUGGAUCAUCGGAUCCAAGUUGUGGUACAUUUGUUCAAACACCAUACAUCGGAAGUGCAUUAGAUAACGGUUACCCCGCCUCCGGUAAGAACAAAUGCGUAAAUGGAUUCGACAAUUCCGGAUUCUUCAUCGGUACAUCCUCCUCAGUAUUCAACGAAGCCAUCCUCGAACUCGGUACCACUAAUCUUCCAUCCUAUAUCACGUACAUCCUCAAGGAUAUCUUAUCCAUCUUCGACGAAGACAACUUGGACGUGGCGAAUUACGAUCCUAACCCAUUUUACAAAUCUCACAACGCCACCACCCCAAUCGAUGAAUCAUCCACGUUAUACCUUGUAGAUGGUGCUUCAGAUGGUCAAAACCUCCCCCUUGCGCCAUUACUCACUCGAAAACUCGAUAUCAUAAUCGCUCAUGAUGCAGCUAAUGACAACCAAAACGGCUGGCCAGACGGCACAUCCUUGAUCAGCACUUAUCAACGACAAUUCCUGCCCCAAGGUGCAAAUUUUCAUUUCCCAUAUGUGCCUGAUCAAUACACAUUCAGAAACCUCAACCUAACCUCCAAACCCACUUUUUUCGGCUGUGAUGCCCAGAAUCUAACCUCUCUCACAUCAGAUAUUUAUGAUGUUCCAUUAGUCGUAUAUCUCGCCAACAGACCUUUUACAUAUUGGUCAAACACAUCAAUUUUUAAAUUAGCCUACAGCGCCGAAGAAAGAAACGCUAUGAUUCAAAACGGAUACGAAAUCUCCACUCGGAAUAAUGGAACUAUCGACACCCAAUGGCCUACAUGUUUGGCAUGUGCCGUUAUCCGUCGACAACAGGAAAGAUUGGGUCAAGAACAGUCAGAUCAAUGUAAGGCGUGUUUUGAAGAAUAUUGUUGGCUGGGAGAAAUAUAUACUGGUCCUGAUUUGGGAGAUAAUUUUAGUGAGGAUGGAGUGACUAGUAGUAGCGAGUAUUUUAAUGCGAAUAAUGUUGCCGGGUUUAAUGAUGGUGGCAUGGAGAUUUUAUAG
Molecule: messenger RNA, 1809 nt
Organism: Hemisphaericaspora subhashii
Lineage: Eukaryota; Fungi; Ascomycota; Pichiomycetes; Serinales; Debaryomycetaceae
Product: PLB2
Exons: 1
Coding region: 1-1809 (602 amino acids)
Biological process (GO): glycerophospholipid catabolic process
Cellular component (GO): intracellular membrane-bounded organelle; extracellular region; cytosol
Molecular function (GO): A2-type glycerophospholipase activity
Source: RefSeq, a predicted model, not a curated record